Messenger RNA from Colletotrichum abscissum, 1584 nucleotides. Its product is annotated as acetyl-CoA hydrolase. The transcript is spliced from 2 exons. Bases 1 to 1584 code for a protein of 527 amino acids. Gene Ontology annotation, biological process: acetate metabolic process. The record is from RefSeq and is a predicted model, not a curated record. Gene Ontology annotation, molecular function: acetate CoA-transferase activity; acetyl-CoA hydrolase activity. Lineage: Eukaryota; Fungi; Ascomycota; Sordariomycetes; Glomerellales; Glomerellaceae. Gene Ontology annotation, cellular component: mitochondrion.
AUGGCGUCUCCUAUUGCUUCCGCCGCUCUGCGGGCUCGCGUCAAGCGUCCCUCGAUGCUCAAGAAGCUCACCAAGCCCCAAGAUCUCCUGCAGCACUUUCCCAAUGGCGCCUACAUCGGCUGGUCCGGCUUCACUGGCGUCGGGUACCCCAAGAAGAUGCCCACCUACUUGGCGGACCACGUCGAGCAGAACUCUCUUCAGGGCCAGCUCAAGUACAGCCUGUUUGUCGGUGCCUCCUCCGGCGCCGAGACCGAGAACCGCUGGGCCAGCUUGGAUAUGAUCAAUCGCCGAGCCCCCCAUCAGGUCGGCAAGGCCAUCUCCAAGGGCAUCAACGAGGGCAGGAUUCACUUCUUCGACAAGCACCUGUCGCAGUUCCCCGUCGACCUCGUAUACGGCUUCUAUACCAAGGACCGCCCAAACAAGAACCUUGACGUUGUCGUAGUCGAGGCCACAGAGAUCAAGGAGGAUGGCAGCAUCGUUCCUGGUGCGUCUGUCGGAGCGACCCCUGAGCUCGUGCAGAUGGCCGACAAGAUCAUCAUCGAGGUCAACACCGCGCUGCCCAACUUUGACGGUCUCCACGACAUCACCAUGACCGACGUGCCCCCGCGCCGCAAGCCCUACCUCAUCACCAGCGUCGAGGAUCGCAUCGGAACGAACUCUAUCCCCAUUGACCCCGAGAAGGUCGUUGGCAUCAUCGAGUCCGACUACAUGGAUCAGACCGGCCCCAACGCCCCCGAAGACGACGGCUCCAGAGCUAUCGCCAGACAUCUGAUCGAGUACUUCGAGCACGAGGUUAAGCACGGCCGUCUUCCCAAGAGCCUGCUCCCCCUGCAGUCCGGUAUCGGCAACAUUGCCAACGCCGUCGUUGGAGGCCUCAAGGACAGCAACUUUGAAAACCUCAAGGUGUGGACCGAGGUCAUCCAGGAUACCUUCCUCGACCUCUUUGACUCGGGCAAGCUCGAAUUUGCGACAGCCACCUCGGUGCGCUUUUCCCCCGACGGCUUCAAGCGCUUCUACGACAACUGGGAGAGCUACCACAACAAGCUCCUCCUCCGCAACCAGCAGGUCUCCAACUCCCCCGAGAUCAUUCGCCGCCUCGGCGUCAUUGGCAUGAACACCCCUGUCGAGGUUGACAUUUACGCCCACGCCAACAGCACGUGCGUCAUGGGCUCCCGCAUGCUCAACGGUAUGGGCGGUAGCGGCGAUUUCCUCCGCAACGCAAAGUACAGCAUCAUGCACACUCCCUCGACGCGCCCUUCCAAAACAGACCCCCACGGAGUCAGCUGUAUCGUCCCAAUGUGCACGCACAUUGACCAGACCGAGGCGGACAUUGACGUCAUUGUCACUGAGCAAGGCCUCGCUGACGUUCGUGGGCUGAGUCCCCGCGAGCGUGCGCGCGUCAUCAUCAAGAAGUGCGCCCACCCGGUCUACCAGCCCAUCCUCCUCGACUACUUCGAGAAGGCCGAGUUUGAGUGCUUGCGCAAGGGCAUGGGCCACGAGCCUCAUCUGCUCUUCAACUCCUUUGAUCUCCACAAGGCACUGGUUGAGGAGGGUAGUAUGCAGAAGGUCAAGAGCUUCAAAUGA